CACUUGGCGUCAAAAUCUCAGUAUUUAUCACACUAAAAAAAUCUCCAAAAACCCUCCCAUCCUUAAAACCCAACUUUCCCCUUUUUGUUGUAAUGUAUCUUUUUAUCUUUCCGCUCUUUUCUUCUAAAUUUCUUCAAUUCUAGGUUUUCCUUAAUUUCUUUAUUGAACACCCUAGUUUUUUCUUCCUAGUUUUGGGUCUGCUUUUUGCAGAUAGAGAAAGUGGGAGAGUUGGAGCAGUGUGGGACGUUCUGAUUCAAUGGAGGCUGCGACCAGUGUCGCUGCCGCACGGAGCGGUUCGAUGAAGAUGCCAUCACCGUCGCGGAAGGAGUGGCGUGCCGUUUCCGACCAUCACGCGGUUCGGAACUCCGGUGAUGAAGUGGAAUUGGACAGAUCAAAGUUGGGACAAUCAGAUGAGAGAACCAUAUAUGAGGUGCAGCAUGGAAGAGAGCCUGAUGAUGUUAACUUUUGUUCAAAUAUGGUGGAUGGAAGUUUAGAUGAUGACAUAUUGCAGCAGCGGAUCCACGAUGUUGCUAGACAGAGAGAGGAGCUCCAACAGAUGGAGGUUGAACUCCGAGCUCAGGCAAUUGCAAGAUCAAGGAUCCUGGAAAUCCAGAGUAAAUGUGGUGCUGAAAUCAAAGCCCAUGCCAAUGCUGCUUCCAAGCUUGAGGAGCAACUCCAUGAAAGUGAACUGACCAUACAUGGAUUGGAAAGGAAAAUGGAAGAGAAAGAUAGAGAACUACAUGCCAUCAAAGUGGAAAAAGAAGAGGCCUGGGCAAAGGAAGACCUUCUCAGAGAGCAAAAUAAGGAACUGGCUACUUUCAGAAGAGAACGUGAUCAUUCAGAAGCUGAGAGAGCCCAACGUAUAAAACAGAUACAUGAUCUUCAAGAGCAUGUUCAAGAGAAAGAGAGGCAACUUAUUGAGUUGCAGGAACAGUAUAGGGCUGCUCAGGAAUCCAUUCUUUAUAAGGAUGAACAGUUGAGAGAGGCCCAAACUUGGAUUUCGCGUGUCCAUGAGAUGGAUGCUUUGCAGUCAAGUACAAACCACUCCUUACAGGCAGAAUUGCGAGAGCGUACAGAGCAAUAUAACCAGCUCUGGCAUGGCUUUCAGAGACAGUUUACAGAAAUGGAGAGACUUCAUUUACAUACAAUUCAUCAGCUUCAGCUUGAUCUAGCUGAUGCAAGAGAGAGGAAUGGUUCUUAUACUGAUGAAUCACAUAUAUCCCAAGCGAAUUCAAAAGAUUUAUCUCAAUUUGGUCAAAGUAAUGGAAACCAAGUGGAUUCUAAUGGAAGUGGCAGUACAAAUGCUAAUACUGGGGUCAUUUCAAAUGGGGCUUCAGACAAUGUUCAAUUGUUUGCUUCAGUUGGCAAUGCACCAACUCCGAAUGACUAUGUUCCGAGUGUUCCAAUUGCUCCACUUGGGAUGCCUCUGUACCUCCCUCAUGGGCCGAUGACUGCUCUCCAUUCGUUUGUCAUGCAUCAACAGGGGGUUCCCCAUUCUGUGGCAUCUCAUGUUGGACACUAUUCAAUGCCAGCUAUGUCAUCCAUCGAACAGUGGCAGAAUGGACAGACUUCAUCAGAGGGUUUCCAGCUAUCUGCACAGAACCAACUUCCACUAUCCCAAACUGAUCAAAGCCGUGGGAGGUCAGAUGUAAAGUAUGAAUAUGAAAUGUCAGUCAAUGGACAAGCCAUUCGACCAGACUAUCUGAAUCAUAUAAGUGAAGGGCGAGAGCCCAAUUCUGUGAUGUCAUCAUCUGCUGGGAAAGCACAGGUCCUUGAUUCAAUUAACGCAAGUUACCUUGAGGACCCCCAAAAUGAGCCCUGCUUGCAGCAGGUUUCAUCACAAUUUCAUGAUGCAUUGAGAUUGGGGACUAUUGAACAGAGCUGUGAAUCUGAGGAACAGAAUAUUCAGAACAUGAAUAAUCAUGUUCUGGAGGACCAUGUUCUAACAGCAGAAGAAGCAAGUACUGCUGCUAUUUUAGCUGAAAAGUUGGUCUCAACCGGACAGACUAAUAUCUUGAUAUCAGAUAAGACUUCAGAGACUGCUCUGCUUGAUGAAAGAUCAUUGUUGGCUUGCAUAGUUCGCACAAUCCCAACUGGUGGCAGAAUUUGGAUCAGUUCAACGCUACCAAAUAGGCUGGGGAAAAUGCUUGCACCUUUGCACUGGCAUGAUUACAAGAAAAAGUAUGGAAAGCUGGAUGACUUUGUAGCCACUCACCCUGAGUUAUUUGUGAUCGAGGGUGAUUUUAUUCAGCUUCGAGAGGGAGCACAAGAGAUGAUAGCAGCCACUGCUGCUGUUGCUAAAGUAGCUGCAGCUGCUGCAGUGUCCUCUCCUCAUUCCUCAUUUUUGCCUUCUGUUGCUGUUACCCCAAUGGCACAGCCUAAUCGACUAAAGAAAGUCCUCCCAUCAAUUGAUUCUAUCCAUGUGAAGAAUGAGAAUGGUGUUUUCAAGGAGUAUGCAGCCAUCUCUAAAAAUGCAGCUGAUGAUCAUUCACAGCUGUUAGUAAUGCAGAAUCAACAUCCCAAUGGCAUUUGUUUUGGUGUGACAGGAGGUCUCUCAAAUGUAAAGAUAUUGAGCAAAUCUAAAGAUCCUACUGAAAUUAAUGGAGCAAAUUUUGAGAGAUUAAGUGUGACAAGUGUUGAAAGCAAGGCCUCUGGUCAUGGAAGGUCUAAUUCAGAUUUUGUUGGAAAACAGCAGGGCAGGGCUGCUGGGGCAGCAAUAUCUUUUAGAAGAUAGUGAGUGCAUUCACCUCAAUGGAUAUGGUGAAUUGCAAUGUUAAGGUGUGGGACAUGCAUUAUGCGGAUUGCAAGCAUCUCGGAAUUUGAUUUGUUGUUAAAUGUAUCUCCUGAUCUUUGGUCAACAGCAUCUUUUGCAUCUGAGAAAAUUCUCAGCUGACUAUUCAAAUUGUUUUGCGCCAUUUGGCCCCCCCAUCUGUUAGAAAAACACUAAUUGUUUUUCUGUGUUCUUGUCAUACACAAGAUGGACAUUUUAUUUCCUGCAUCAGUAUCCAACUAUGCACGCACCUAUUUGCAACUGUGCAUCCGGUAGUUCAUACUCAUUUCACUUCGUGAAUUCUUAAGUAAUUAAAGCAAUGGUGAUUCGAUUGAAAUGUCAG
This is a messenger RNA of Durio zibethinus, 3113 nucleotides long. The record is from RefSeq and is a predicted model, not a curated record. Lineage: Eukaryota; Viridiplantae; Streptophyta; Magnoliopsida; Malvales; Malvaceae.